GCAAAUAAUAAAAUUGAAAAGUUGGCGCAUAUAGGAAAAAGCUCGUUCGCAAACAAAGGCGACACAAAAAAUCUUCCGUUUUGCCGCCGAACGUCUUGAUCAAGCUCUUCAAGCUUUGAGCUUCCACAAGAGCGCGUCAAAGAGCCAUGAACGAGAGAGUGCUCGUUCUUUCAAUCAUAGCAUGUUCAGCGCCCUCCCAGCUUACACCCGCAACAGAAGCCGAUUAUUUCUCCACACUACCCGAUCUAGUUUCAGCCUUUUCACCGUCACGCCUUCUUUACCACCACGGCCGCCGCCACCGCAAACCCCUCUCGCCUUUAGGUCACAGAACGCCAAACUUCCCUUAAUAAUCCCACGCCCGGCCGACCACAUCUCGUUUCCGGAGUUCAGAAGAUUCUCGCUUCUAGAGACAAGUGGCAGACCUAUCUUGCCAAUUGCUUCCGAUUCGAGUCACAUCGGUGAUUUUUACGAGUCCUUGGUUCGUCGAUAUCAGGACUCAUCUUCGCCCAAGGAUGCGGACAGGUUUCAUCUGGGUUUGCUCAAACACGGUUUCAAUGGUGAUCUGUUCCUGUGCAAUACCCUUAUCAAUGUUUUUGUCAGAGCUGGCCGUUUGGAUACCGCCCGGAAGUUAUUCGACGAAAUGCCUGACCGAAAUGGCAUCACUUGGGCUUGUUUGAUUACUGGAUAUGCCCAGAAUGGUAUGCCCGAAGAGGCUUGUAAGACUUUUAAAGGGAUGGUUUGCGAAGGAUUUCAGCCAAAUCGCUUUGCUAUCGGGAGUGCAUUUCGAGCUUGCCAGGCGACUGGUACAGAAGGGAUUAAACUCGGCAUGCAGAUUCAUGGCUGGAUUCUAAAGUCUCCUCAUGAACACGAUGCAGUUCUCUCCAACGUUUUGAUAUCGAUGUACGGAAGCAGCAUCCAGGCAGAACAUUUUGAAAGCGCUCGUCGUGUAUUUGAUGAGAUGAAAGUUAGGAAUUCUGUAUCAUGGAACUCCAUCAUAUCAGUUUACUCGCAACGUGGGGAUUCUGUCUCUGCUUUUGAACUAUUCUCCAACAUGCAAAAAGAUUCCGGAUUUGGCUCCAAUCCCAACGAGUAUACCUUAGGAAGUUUGAUCACUGUUGCUUGUUCUUCCAGCUCAUCUUUGCUGGAGCAGAUUCUUGUCAGGGUUGAAAAAUCAGGCUUUCUGUCAGAUCUCUACGUGGGCAGUGCUUUGGUAAGUGGGUUUUCUAGGUCUGGAGUUUUCGAUUAUGCUAGGAAGAUUCUGAAGCAGAUGACCACUCGCAGUUUCGUCUCCAUGAACGGAUUAAUGGUUGGACUGGUUCGGCACAAAUGCGGAGAACAAGCAGCUGAAGUGUUCACUGAAAUGAGAAGCUCAGUCGAUAUAAAUCUCGAUUCAUAUGUUAUACUGUUGAGUUCUUUUCCCGAGUUCUCUACAAUAGAGGAAGGAAGAAGAAAGGGUCGAGAAGUUCAUGGAUGCGUGAUCCGAAAUGGGUUCAACGAAAUCAAGGUCUCAAUAGGUAAUGGCCUUAUCAACAUGUAUUCCAAAUGCGCUGAUAUUCUUAACGCCAGAUCAGUGUUUGACCUCAUGGUGAACAAAGAUUCAGUAUCAUGGAACUCCAUGAUUUCUGGGCUUGACCAGAACGAGUGUUUUGAAGAUGCAGUAGAUGGAUACCGCCAAAUGAGAAGGACCGGUUUAAAGCCGUCGAAUUUUGCAUUUAUUAGUGCUUUCAGUUCAUGCGCAAGCUUGAGUUGGAUCAUGCUAGGACGACAGUUACACGGCGAAGUGAUAAAAUUCGGACUUGAACUCGACGUUUCAGUUUCGAAUUCCCUUCUUGCACUAUAUGCAGAAACUGGUUAUCUUGCUGAAUGUCAGAAGGCCUUCUUGUUGAUGCCAGAUCUCGAUCUGGUCUCGUGGAACACCGCAAUUGGAGCAUAUGCUAAUUCAGACACUUUGGCUUCUAACUCGGUAGAAACUUUCCUGGAAAUGAUGAGAGCUGGAUGGAAUCCCAACAGAGUAACCUUCAUCAACAUCCUCACUGCAGUCUCAUUUCUCUCCCUUAAUGAACUCACCCCUCAAAUCCACGUCAUGUUGCUGAAACGCCACAUGGCUGAUGACUUGGCUUUAGAAAACGGCCUGUUGGCUUCCUAUGGCAAAUGUGGAGAGAUGAACGACUGUGAGAAGAUCUUCUUGAGAAUGUCGAAUCGAAGAGAUGAAGUCAGCUGGAACUCGAUGAUUUCUGGUUACAUCCACAACGAGAUGCUAUCGGAAGCCAUGGAUUUGGUCUGUUCCAUGAUGCAGACGGGUCAACGGUUGGACCGGUUCACCUUUGCCACCGUUCUCAGCGCUUGUGCUUCCAUCGCCACACUGGCACAUGGUGCAGAAGUCCAUGCUGCUGCAUUGAGAUCUUGUCUGGAGUCCGAUGUAGUCAUUGGAAGUGCUCUGGUAGACAUGUACUCGAAAUGUGGUAGAGUUGACUAUGCAUCAAGAUUCUUCAACUCGAUGCCCGUUAGGAAUUUAUACUCGUGGAACUCGAUGAUAUCGGGGUAUGCUCGACAUGGGCACGGUGAAAAAGCUCUGGAUCUGUUUUCACAGCUCGAAGCUCUAGGUGGGUUGCUUCCUGAUCACGUCACCUUCGUUGGAGUGUUAUCAGCUUGUAGCCAUGUUGGACUGGUUGAUUUAGGGUUUGGCCAUUUCACCUCGAUGACCGAGAAAUACAAAUUGAAACCUCGAAUCGAGCAUUAUUCCUGCAUGGCAGAUCUCCUAGGAAGAGCAGGGCAGCUUGAGAAGUUGGAGAAUUUCAUCAACUCAAUGCCGAUGAAGCCCAAUACUCUGAUCUGGAGGACAGUUCUAGGCGCCUGUGGUCGAUCAAAUGGUCGGAAGACCAAGCUAGGGAAGAGAGCCGCCAUAAUGCUAAUGGAGAUGGAGCCCGAUAAUGCAACAAACUAUGUACUUAUGUCAAACAUGUAUGCAUCAGGAGGGCAAUGGGAUGAGGUGGCAAGGUCCAGAAAGGCAAUGAGAGAUGCCUUGGUGAAGAAGGAAGCAGGGUGUAGUUGGGUGUCGAUGAAAGACAGGGUCCACGUGUUUGUGGCCGGAGACAAGUUUCAUCCGGAGAUGGAUUCGAUAUACGAGAAGUUGAAGGAGUUGAAGAGGAAGAUGAAGGAUGCAGGGUAUGUUGCAGAGACGGGGUUUGCUUUCUAUGAUGUUGACGUGGAGAGCAAGGAAGAGUUGUUGAGUUAUCAUAGUGAGAAGCUUGCUGUGGCAUUUGUUUUGAGUCGUGGUGGAGGGAGGGCACCGAUUAGGGUUAUGAAGAAUCUGAGGGUUUGUGGUGAUUGUCACACUGCUCUGAAGUUGAUAUCGAAGAUUGAAGGAAGGCAGAUUGUGGUUAGAGAUUCCAAUAGGUUUCAUCAUUUUGAGGAUGGAGAAUGCUCAUGCCGGGAUUACUGGUAGAACUUAAAACCAUAUGUUUUAGGUAGUAAAGGGAGUUCUCUAAGCUCACUUAUUAAUUCACUUACAUAAUCUUCUGUAGAACGAAUGGUUGUUUUCUAUUUUAUAUAGUUUAUUUGCAAUUAGAUGAUGACAAGUCCUCCACUAUUUGCAAUUAGAUGAUGUCUCGUGCUCUUGUUCCAAAGCUAGCUUUCUUUUUCUCUCUUCCGUUGCUGAAUUCUUAACUUUAUGGGAUCUCCCGUUCAGAAAAACUAUAUAGGAUCUCCGUAAAGCAGCCGCCUUUUUAUCUUUCCUUCACUUGGGUAGAGCUUUUCGAUUUGAUUGAGAACCUGAGUUCUGCAUUGCUACAGCGUUGACAGAUUUGGUUAUCAGUUUAUGUACAAAAUUUUGUUGUGAGUUGUAGAUCUCAGCUACUGGUUCCAGUUCGAUCUUUUACUGACCCACUAUUCAUGUCUACGGUCACCCCUACGAGUUGCUCUUAUUUCUGAGCUCAAGUUAAUCCGUUAUCUAUUGGGAAUGAUGACUUUAUAGCUUCAUUUUGCAGUUAUCAACUUAUCAGCCACUGUUGAUUUGGAGAAUCUUAUUAUGGAAUUGCAGAUGAAUGGCACAUUGAUAUCUGAUUUGAACUUUUCCCUGUUGUACCAGAAAGGAGCUUGUGCCUACAAAGCCAUUGAGCAACAUAAAUUGGACGACAACAAUGCCCAUGCAGAGACUGGAAGUGCUGCCUUAGGUCCGAUGGAGAUCAUCAAUCAACAUCAAUUAACUCUAGCAUACUGAAGAAUGAGCAAAUGGCAUCAUCGUCACCAUUGGCCGAACCACUCUUCACACCUUAUUCGGUCAGAUUUUCAAGACCGACUCUGAUGCCUUUGAGUACUACAGCAACUUUGCUCGAAAGAAUGGAUUCUCAAUCAGCAAAGCACUAUCAACCAAAAGCUAGGAGUCUAUAGACGUGACUUGGUUUGAUACCGGUCUGGAUUUAAUCAGCCUAGGAAAAAGGCGGAUGUGGAGCAUCCCAGGGGCCGAGGGUCAGUUCGAUCUGGAUGUAUACAAAGUUGUAUUUAAUGGAGAAAAUAGGUGAUGGUGUUGCUCAGUGGUAUGUCUCACAAUUCAGCAAUGUGCACAAUCAUGGAGUUGUUAGAAGAUGAUCAAGUUCGACUUUUACCUGCAUAUAGAAAAGUCCUUGAAGCAGAACAAGAACGUAUAUUCUUGUUAUCCGAGGCAGGAUUUCCUGUAAAUCGGAUAGUGUAAGUGUUGGAGUUGGAAAAGGGAGUUCAACCUGGGCAACUUUCCUUCAUAGAGAAGAAUGUGAGAAACUUCAUAAGGACCUGAAAGAAGACUGUUCAAGAAAAUGAUGCUUUGCUUUUGGAGAAGAAAGAAAACGGUACAUUGGAGCUUCUCGAAGCAUGCAAGGGUAUGGUAGAGAGGGACAAUACUUUUGCUUAUGAGAAUACCACAGGUGUAAAUGAAAAGGUUGAGAAUGCUGCAUGGACAUAUGGGGAAUCCAUUAGAUCCACCUAUGCAUUGUAUGGAGAUGUCGUGUACCUCGAUACAACUUAUCGUUUGAUAACCUAUGUCUUAUGUCUUGCUACAAGGAGUGAUAUUUGGCAUGGAUAAUCAUGGGAAGGCUGUUCUUUUCAGAUGUUUCUUGCUUCGAGAUGAAAGUUGUCACUCUUUUGCAUGGGCUUUACAGACUUUUGUUCGGUUUAUGAGAGGUAGGCAGCCACAGACGAUUAUAACGGAUAUAGAUUCUGGGAUUAGGGAUGCUAUUGCAAGGGAGUCGCCAGAUGUUAUAUGUAUAUGUCAUGUCAUGUGAUCAUGUCCAAGUUGUCUAGCUGGUUCUCUUUGCUUUUGGACUUGUUUCAGAUAAGCAUGUUGCUUUGCUCUACUCGUAAAAAGGAUCCUGGUCAAUGAUAGGGAUGACAACAAAACCCGAACCCAUGGGUACCCACCCGAUACAAUCCGGUCAACACGGGUAAAAUUCGUGUUGACGGGUUUUGGGCCGGGUUUGGGUUUAAACCCGUUCACUAUUCACCGGGUUGGGUUGGGUUUGAGUUUAGGUAAACCCGACCCAUGGGUACCCGUCCACACCCAUAUAAUUAAUUUUCUCGGCAUAU
This is a messenger RNA of Linum trigynum, 5556 nucleotides long. The record is from the annotation of a GenBank genome assembly. NCBI's taxonomy places the organism in Eukaryota, Viridiplantae, Streptophyta, Magnoliopsida, Malpighiales, Linaceae.